Messenger RNA from Dicrocoelium dendriticum, 1793 nucleotides. Lineage: Eukaryota; Metazoa; Platyhelminthes; Trematoda; Plagiorchiida; Dicrocoeliidae. The record is from the annotation of a GenBank genome assembly.
AUGUCUGCAGUAAGGACACGCGCGAUGAGAAAAAGUUGUGUUGUAAACAAGGAUGUCCCCAUCUUAGUUCAGAAGCUCAGCGAACAAACUAAGGUACCACGCAAAACAUCCGGCGGUAGUAGCAGAAAAAGCACCCGAAAGAGUGUAGGCGCUGUGACAGAUGGUUGUGCAUUUCUUGCUGACCUGAAAAAGACACCUGAAAAAUGUCCCUUUGUAGCUGAAACUGCGUAUGCUGCGCUAUCAUUAAAAGUUGACACGCUCACAUCUAUGCUGCAGCCCAUGCAUAGUCUGUUUGCCUUAUUUGAAUCGCCCUCAGAUAUUGGUAAAAUGCCUAUCACGAAAUGUAGCUCGCUGAUUGACUCAAUUUCGACCGAAGUACAGAAUCGAGUACGUUGCUCACGCAAUGCUGUGGUUUUUAAUGUACCUGACAAGCUACCUAUGAAAACUGUUCAGAGAGUUCUACUGUCUGCGUGCGGCAUGCAAACUUGUUGGUCCAGCUGCACUAGGCUACGUAAAAAGUUUAUACGCUAUGACUGUCCCAUACUAUUCCAGUUUGAAAAUGAACUAAUUGCUAGACAAUUCAUUCGAAAUUGCAAUUUGAUUCAGCAUAAUACGACUUUCAAACGUCUGAAAAUAAUAGAGGACAAAACCCCCUUACAGCGAGAGCUUAGAAGACGACAGCUAGAAGCAAACCCGACUGCUAAACCCCAUUCUGAAAAUGUUUCUGUUGGUGGCAGCGACAAGUUUGGCAUUUGUUCCACGCCUGCUGCAGUUACGGAUAACGUGGCGAAUAACGAAAUCAACUCUGGUACCCCAAUUAGAUCGCUUGAUCACACGGAUCAGUCUAGCCCGUUAUCUGCUGUGUCUAGGAGUACGCCCAGUUUCGGCACUUCGGCUAUGCCGGCCACAAAAUUGAUCACCGGCACACAUCCACCAGAACGAAAUUUCACGGUUAAGCGUGAUAAGCCGACCAAACACAAAAUGCCUGCAAACCCCAGCGCUGCGGUUGUGCACGGUGCUGCCUCUCAAAAAGCCAGUUCCGGUAAUCCUAAAAGCUUCUUCAAUGCUGUUUCAUGCCAGAAAAGAGGAAACAAUGCGGUUCAGACAAAACCAACUGCAGUACCCGUUGAACCCCAUAUUCAAUCACAGCCACAAACUUCAGCCUGUGUUAUCCCGCCAAAAGUCUACCCUGGCCAGUAUAUAGGAUCAUCUAAGACAUCUAAGGACUCAGGAAAAUGGAUCGAUUGUAUGAUGACGGUUGACUUGGAUUUAUCGAGAAUGUCACCGGAUAAAUCCAUAGCAUCGCCUUGCCUGAAUAGCCAUCCAUCCAUUGAUCAAGGCCAUGAAGGCACACAAGGUGCCCCAACAUCUUUGCAGAUUGAACGCGAUUUAUCUGUUUAUCACCAAAAUCCGGACUCAUGUUUAAAAAACACGAUGUAUUCUGUUCGAGCUGCAUGGAUUGACACUAGUGUGCCUCCACCGCUUAUAGUGAAGCCUUACGACUCCAGCGCACCUAAGCAGGUUACAUUCCACGAUGAAAAUGACGAUUGCGUAUUUACUCAUUUCACCAAUCUAUACAAUCAACAACCUAUUAGUGCCACGACGCAGGCGACACAGCCUCGAAAUUUAGCGUCUACUAGCGAGUUCCAUGGAAGCCCGCUCUAUAAUCCUCCUGCCCGCAUGAGCUGCUAUGCCGACCAUGAACCCGCCCCCGUAUCCCAUUUUCUACAGGGCCAUACUCAGUCACAACCCCCUCCCCUGUGGCUACCUCCCAAUCCCUUUUCAACGAAGGU